Molecule: messenger RNA, 6588 nt
Organism: Auanema sp. JU1783
Lineage: Eukaryota; Metazoa; Nematoda; Chromadorea; Rhabditida; Rhabditidae
Source: the annotation of a GenBank genome assembly
AUGUCUGGAAAUACCAUCAGUACGGGUGGAUCUGUUGGGGCCGGCAGAGAUAUACGUAUCAUACAUAUGUCUCAGAGAUAUCACCAGGGAUCACGGAAGAACAUGCUUGAUCAAGGUGAUAAAACUUGGCCGACAGUCGAAAAAUUUGUAGAAAGCCAGGUCAGGGAUAUAUCUAAACGUAGAGUUAUAAAAAAGAUUCUUGUCUCAACAAACGGUAUUGCUGCUGUCAAAUGCAUCUGGUCAAUGCGUUCAUUUUUGAUGCAACACUUCCGACAGGAUCAUAUAAUAAAAUUUAUUUGUUUGACCACAGAACAAGAAAUAGCUUCUAAUGCCGAAUAUCUGAAAAUGGCUGAUCAUAUAGUCAUAGCUCCAGCUGGAGAUAAUAAGAAUAACUAUGCUAAUGUAGAUGAAAUCGUAUCACAUGCUGUUUCUGAGAAAGUUGAUGCUGUAUGGGCUGGAUGGGGACAUGCAUCUGAAAACCCUGAGUUGCCUAGACGUUUAGCUGAAAAUGACAUUUGCUUCAUUGGACCUCCAUCAAGUGCCAUGUUCUCUCUUGGAGAUAAGAUUGCCAGUACCAUCAUUGCACAGACUCUUGACAUUCCAACUAUUGAAUGGUCUGGAAAUGGACUGAAGCUCGAUUUGAAUGUCAUCGAGGGAGAAGUAUCUGUUGGACAACAACUUUUCAAUUUGGCCACGGUUUCUGACCUCAACGAGGGCUUGCGCUCUUUGGAAAUCAACAAGAUUGGUUAUCCUUUGAUGAUCAAAGCCUCUGAAGGUGGUGGAGGAAAGGGAAUCCGCAAAUGUAAAAACGAAGCUGAUUUCCGAGAGAACUUCAUUCAAGUUCAAGCUGAAGUUCCUGGUUCUCCCAUUUUCCUUAUGAAGUGUGUCGAAAAUGCUCGUCAUAUCGAAGUCCAAUUAAUAGCCGAUAGAUACGGAUGCGUUAUCCCAGUGUAUACCAGAGAUUGUUCUAUUCAAAGAAGAUGUCAGAAGAUUAUUGAAGAAGCUCCUGCUAGCAUUGCUCCACAAGAAAUUCUUAGAAGAAUGCAAGAAGAUGCCGUUAAAAUUGCCAAGUUAGUUGGUUAUGAAUCAGCUGGAACAGUCGAGUACAUGUACUUGCCAGAAGAAGAGAAAUACUUCUUCCUUGAGUUGAACCCAAGACUUCAGGUAGAGCAUCCCUGCACAGAAAUGAUUGCCAGCAUUAACAUUCCUGCUAUCCAAAUUCAAAUUGCUAUGGGUUUACCGCUGAACCGUAUUGCUGAUAUCAGACUGUUCUAUGGUUUCAAAGAUGAACAAUUGUAUGAAGAUACACCAUUGCCAGACGAUUUAGUGAGAACCGUGGUAGAUAGGCAUUGUAUCGCUGCUAGAAUUACAUCAGAAGAUCCAAAAGAUUUCUUCCGUCCUUCAACAGGUUCAGUUGAAACUCUCAACUUCCGAUCUGCUCGCGAUGUUUGGGGAUAUUUCUCUAUUUCAAGUUCUGGAAAAGUGCAUGAGUACGCUGAUUCUCAGUUCGGUCAUUUGUUUGCUGUUGGAAGAACUAGACAUGAAGCUGUAUCAAAAAUGUUGGUAGCUCUGAAAGAACUUGAAGUUCGUGCCACCUUCGCUAUGCAAGUUGCAUAUCUGGUCGAUUUACUUAAAGAACCUGAUUUCACUAAUAAUAAAUUUAAUACUCAAUGGUUGGAUAAUAGAAUCGCCAGCAAUAUCACAAUGAAAGAAACUUUGCCAAUAUCAGAAAUCAUAGCAAUCAGUAGUGCUGUUAUUGGUCAUGCUAAGAUCACAUCAACUUUCAACAACUUCAAAAACGCUGUUGAACGUGGACAAGUCCUUCCUACCAAAGAUCUGACUGAAACAAUUCUCUUUGAUCUUGUAAAAGACAUGAACAUCUAUCAAGUCUCAGUCAGUAGAUGUGGACCCAUCAAUUACUUUAUUUCAUUGAACGGUGGAAAAACAGAGGUUAAUAUUCAUCUUCUCGGAGAUGGCAGAACUAUUGUUCAGCAUAAUAAAACAAGUUAUAUGUGUAAUUUUGAAGAAACGUCUGAUAAGUAUAAGGUGUACAUUGGGUUAUCACUCAUUGUUUUUGAAAAAGACAAUGAUCCAAGCAUCUUGAAAUCUCCAUACACUGGAAAGUUCCUAGGAUACAAAAAAGCCAAUGGAGACUAUCUCUCUCUCGGAACUCAAUAUGCUCAAGUUGAAUCAAUGAAGCUAGUUUUCAACGUUGAAGUGAAAAAAGCACCUGGACGUCUUGAGUAUGUAGCUAAAGAAGGAGAUCUGUUGUAUCCUGGAUCUAUCAUUGCCCGAUUAACAGACCAGAAAGACUCUGAGAAAUACAAACCAAAGCCUUUCUUGGAGGUGUUCCCCGAUUGGGAAUCUCCUUCCGAUGUAGAUGAUAACAUUUCUGAAUGCAAGCAGUACACUCAGUGCUAUGACACAUGCAACAAUGUUCUCAAUGGUUCUGUGCCCCCAUCUGAUAUUUACAAUCCCAAAACAUUGGUUGAACAACUCUUUACUCUUCUGGAAAGCAGAACACUUCCAACUGCUCAAGUCAAGGCAGCUAUGUCUAAAAUCUUGAACAGACUUCCUCGUCACAUUGCCAAAGAAAUUGAAUCUCUUGCCGACGGACCUAGCAAUAAGAAGUUUGGUGAUAUCAAGAGAGUCUUGGAAACAUACUUCAGUAAGCUCACACCAUUAGAGUGGGAGACUUCUAAGCUUGUUUGCGCCAACCUGUAUGAAACCUGUGAAAGAUAUGAAAGCGGUGUUCUCCAUAACAUGGCAUAUGUUUUGAACGAGUUGCUUGAGAACUACAAAGAAUGCGAACGUUUCUUCGAAGGAAGACAAUAUGAUGAUGCUGUUGUUCUUCUUAACCAACAAUUUGGAAAUCAAAAAGACAAAGUAGUUCAAAUGAUUUAUGCUCACACUCAACUCAGACGUCGUAACGAGCUUGUUUUGACUAUCCUCAAGCAUGUCGAGAAUCGUGGAAUGCAUUUAGUAACAUUCUUGACUGAACGACUCCGAGAUAUUGGAAACAUGUUCCAUCUUGAUAGCGUAUCUGAGUAUGCUCGUCAUCUCUUGCUCAAGAACAAUCGAACUAAAUAUCGUAAAUUCCUCAACAAGGUUAUUUGGGAUAUUAACCAUGUUCCAAUCAAAGUACGUGAAAACGAAGAAGUUCUCGUAGUGGAGAAGGCUGUAGAUGUUUUACGUGAGAAAUUCUUGGAACUUCAAAAGUUGGGUAUCUCACCUAAAGAAGUAUUGGAAAAGAGUCCCUGGAUGCACAAAGUUCUUCACGAAUUCUUCUUUGACAAUGAGCUAGCUGAUUACGUCAUCAGAACCUAUAUCCAACGUUAUUCAUCUGUCACAACUAUUCAACGAGCUGAAUUGGUCGAUUUCGGCAAAAUAUUCGAAUUCCAUGGCAAAAACUCGGCAGGAUCCGAUCAACAUUAUGCCAUUCUUACAUUGAAUGUUACCAAAGACAACUUCGAAAAUGCUCUGGGCCACCAAAAAUUGAUUUCAUCUUUGAAAUAUCGUUUCGCUAACGAACAAGUCCGUUUGGCUAUUUUCGUUAAUGUUGCCAGAAACUUCCAACAAAACUUAGGAACAGAUGAAAGCCGUGAAGCUCAAUUGGAGGAACUUCCUUUCUACAAUGAAGUUGAUGAUAGUAUUAUUGCCAUUGCUGAGAACUCCGCUAAGAAUAUUCAAACUCAAUUACCUAACUUAACCGCUCAUGUCAUUGCUUGCUGCAGAUACAAGCCUGUCAUGCAAAUUGAUGUUAUUGGUGCUGAAAGAUUAGAGUUAUGGAGAUUGCCUAAGUCUGUCAAGACAGAAUCUGAUAGAAUGUCAAAUCUACGGGUGUAUAAGUAUGAUGAUGAGUCUGAGAAACGAUUCUCCAAGCUCUUUGUCAGAGAAAUUGUAGAAGUUCCAAUCCGAUUGGAGGAAUGUGAGAACGAUGUGACUGAUGUUUUGGUUGAUUAUAUCGAUAACGCUUGUGGCGCCAUCAACGUUGCCAUGCGAAAGUUUAAUAAAUUAUUAUUUGUUUCCAAUCACAUCUUUUUGUAUGUGGCUUUCCCUAAACUACCAGAAACAUACACUGUGGAUUAUGAAUUGAGUCUUGAAGAAGCUUAUAUAAAUGCUGUUAGAUCUCAAAAGGACAUCUUGUUCAAGCAUCGUGUGACAGAAGUUGAAAUUGUAACACCUCAGUUGCGAAAUGGAGGGCACGUUAAACAUAGAGUCAAAUUCCUAGAUGAAACCGGUGUUACACCUGAAUUUGGUAUUUAUCACGAGAAGCAGCUCAAAAUCGAACCACAAAGACUUUCUCAUAAGCUCUAUAAUGCCAACCUUGGUUCAUACGAGAGCAUCAAGAGAAUUGAAAAGAAACGUGUUUCUACUCGUGCCAAUGGAACUACUUACGUUUAUGACUAUCCUACGCUUUUUGGAAGAGCUUGCUUGGAACAAUGGAGAAAUCUUAAAGCAUCUUCUGAACAGAGUCAAGAUGUCAACGAUCGUAGAGUAUUUAACGAUCACGAUUACCGUAAAUUUUUCGAUGAAGAAGAACUUAUUGUAAAAGAUGGAGAGCUCCACCACAUAGUGGACAAGGAAGAGCUUAAAGUUCGGGCUGACAACUGUAAUAAUGAAUCUGGUAUGGUAGCUUGGCUCUUAACAUUAUACACACCCGAGCAGCCAAGAGGAUACAAAGUUGUAGCUAUUGCUAAUGAUAUCACAUUCCAAUCUGGUUCUUUCGCUAUUCCUGAAGAUGAAGUUUAUAGCUUAGCUAGUCAGUACAGUAGAAAGCAUAAACUGCCUCGUCUCAAUGUAUCUUGUAACUCCGGUGCCCGCAUUGGAUUGGCCGAAGACAUUUCCAAAACAUUCCGUGUCAAAUUCAAAGAUCCCGCUAAUCCUUCCGAAGGCUUUGACUACCUGUAUGUUGAAGAUUCUGAUGAGCAUCCCUUGAAAGAUCAAAUUGUACACGAGAAAAUGCCUAAUGGACUUCUCCGCAUUAAGAGUGUUGUUGGAAGAAGCACUGAACACAUUGGAGUAGAGAACCUUCAAGGAUCUGGUUUGAUUGCCGGUGAAACCUCAAAGUCUUAUGAGGAAGUUCCUACAUACUGUUUUGUUACUGGACGUUCCGUUGGAAUCGGAGCUUACACUGCUCGACUCGCUCAUAGGAUAGUUCAAUCACGUACUUCGCACAUCAUUCUCACUGGUGCCCCAGCUUUAAACACUCUUUUGGGUAAAGAGGUGUAUACUUCCAAUAACCAAUUGGGAGGUGUACAAAUUAUGCACAAGAACGGUGUUACACACGCAGUUGUUGAUGAUGACUUCGAAGGUGUCUGUAAGCUUGUUAAAUGGAUGAGCUACUUACCAGUCAAGAAAGAACCUUUCCCCUUCUAUCGUAGCUUCGGAGUAGACAGUGAUUAUCGUGACGUCGUUUUUGAUGCCGAUUCAAACAAAAACUUCGACAUCCGUCACCUGAUCGACUCUGGAGACUCUACAAUCCAGAAAGGAAUUUGUGACUCUGGAUCUUUUGACGAAAUCAUGGAGGAAUGGGCUAAAACAAUCAUUGCUGGAAGAGCACGAAUUGGAGGAGUUCCUAUUGGAGUUGUUUCUUCAGAGCUUAGAAACGUGAAGAAUGUUAUCCCAGCCGACCCUGCCUGUCCCAACAGUCAAGAAAUCGAAUUCCAUCAAGCUGGUCAAGUAUGGUAUCCCGACUCAGCCUUCAAAACUGCCGAAGUUAUUGGCGACUUCAACAGAGAAAACCUUCCUUUGCUCUUCAUUGCUUCAUUACGUGGAUUCUCCGGUGGCCAGAAAGACAUGUUUGACAUGGUUUUGAAGUUUGGAGCUCAAAUUGUCGAUGCCCUUCGCCAAUACAAACAACCAGUCAUUGUAUACAUUCCAUGUAAUGGAGAACUUCGAGGAGGUGCUUGGGCAGUGUUAGACAGCCAGAUCAAUCCUGGCUUCAUUCACAUGGUUGCUGACAAAAAGAGUCGUGGAGGAAUCUUGGAACCAAACGCGAUUGUUGGCAUCAAGUUCCGCAAAGAGAAAUUAUUUGCUUUACAAAAGCGAAACGAUGAAAUUAUGAUGCAUCUCGAUUCCCAAUUGAGCGAAGAAAUAAGAAAUAACGGUGCUGAGUCUCCAGAAGCCGUUAGGUUGGAUGGCUUAUUGAAGAAGCGCGCUCACGAUCUCGGCAAGAUCUACAGAAAUAUUUCUGUUGAGUUUGCUGAUUUACACGAUCGUUGCGAAAGAAUGCACAUCAAGAAUGCAGUUCAGCAUGUAACAGAAUUGAAAAAUGCUCGUAACAUGUUUAUUAAUCUAUUUAAACUUGAAAUGGCCAAAACAAGACUUGUGGAAAGAUACAUAGAAGUUUCUCCCGAUGUUACAAGGAACGAUGCUUACACAUGGCUUAGUAAUGAAUUAGAACAAUAUAAAUCAGGAAGCACUUCAUUAACGCUCAAGCAGCAAUUGGAAGUUGUUGAAAAGUACAUCAGUGAUUCGAGCUUCUGCCACGAAAUCGAUACAAUUCGUGAAUUAUCUAUUGAAAGAAUGAUUGCCCAGUUACCUUUAGAGAGCAGAGACAGAUUAUUACGUCGUUUCUCAAAAUAA